GCUAUUUCAAUUUUAAAUAUUCGCAAACAAAAUUUGCGGGGAAAAAAUAAAAAUCCCCACAAAAAAUUUACCAUUAAUGAAGAUUUUUAGUUGGUCACAAAAAAGUCUCCACAAAAUAUUGUAUUUCUUGUAGUGGCUGCUGCCAAGCUACGAUCCCCGUGGGGCUCAAGAGCUUCGUCGACGUGCAAUUCCACAGCGUCACGGACGCGAUAAAAGGGUGGUGGAAACUGAAAGUUAACAACACGCUGCAGCCGUUGACGCCCUCCUCAUCCGGUCACCAAAGAAAAGGAGCUCCAAGUAUAGUUUUUGAUCCGCCUGAUUUCGAAAACACGACGCCGCUGUGCAGCAAGGUGUUCAUCGCGGAGUAUGAAAAAUUCACGUUCUCAAAGAGCGAUAUGCUGUUCGGCGCUGCCUGGGACGACACGUCCCUGUCGAUGGUGCUGGAUUGGGCGAUCGGGAACGAGUCGUGUGCGGAGGCGACGCGGAGGAACGCGUCUGACGACUAUGCUUGCAUCGACGAGAACAGCAUCUGCUACGACCCGCCGGGUAGGGCGGGCUAUCUCUGCAACUGCAGUGACGGCUAUCAGGGCAACCCUUACGUCGCCGGUGGAUGCCAGUACAUUGAUGAAUGCGCGGAUCGAGACAAAAACAACUGCACGUGGAAAUGCACGAACAAGCCCGGGGAAUACCGCUGCAUUUGUCCACCGGGAUACAGGGGAGACGGAACCAAGAACGGAAGUGGUUGCACCAAGGACGCCGCAACUACAGAGAUUGGCCUAGCGGUUGGGCUGUCGGCUAUGGCUCUGAUCUUCAUUGGAAGCUUGUGGAUAUACUGGCUGCUGAAGAAGCUGAGGCUCGGAAGGCUCAAAAGGAAGCACUUCAUGCAAAAUGGAGGCCUACUAUUGCAACAGCGAAUCACAUCUGCUCGCAGGGCCACCGCGAGGAUCUUCACCAUUGAAGAGCUCGAGAGAGCCACCAAUGGCUUCAACAAGGACAGAGUGAUCGGCCACGGCGGCUACGGCACGGUAUACAAAGGAAUUCUUCCUAACGACCAGAUCAUCGCCAUUAAGAGAUCAAAGCUGGUGGACGAAUCCCAGAUCGAAUCGUUCAUAAACGAGGUGGCCAUUCUCUCUCAGAUCAAUCAUAAAAACGUGGUUAAGCUACUGGGUUGCUGCUUAGAAUCUCAAAUCCCUCUCUUGGUUUACGAGUUCAUCUCCAACGGCACGCUUUUUCACCAUAUUCAUGAGAAAUCCAAUACAGUGAUUCUGUGGGAGACCCGCCUACGAAUCGCAACAGAGACGGCAGCAGCUCUUGCUUAUCUCCAUUCGAGGGCUUCUAUACCCAUCAUUCAUAGGGACGUUAAGUCAGCUAAUAUAUUGUUAGACGAGAGCUACACUGCAAAGGUGGCGGAUUUUGGGGCGUCGAGGCUGGUGCCUUACGACCGCACGCACGUAACGACGCUAGUGCAGGGGACGCUGGGUUAUUUGGACCCCGAAUACUUCUACACGAGCCAAUUGACGGAAAGAAGCGACGUUUACAGUUUCGGAGUUGUGCUAGUGGAGCUGCUAACGGCGGAGAAGCCGGUAUCGUUUUGUCGGUCGGAGACGGAGAGGAAUUUGGCCUCGCAUUUUGUAAUGCUGCUGGAAGGGAAGAGGCUGUGGGAGGUGAUGGACGGUCGGAUGGUGGCGGAGGCGGGGGAAAUGCAAAUGCUAUCGGUGGCUGAUCUCGCGAGGAGAUGCUUGAGCGUGAAGGGGGAGGAGAGGCCGACGAUGGAAGAGGCGGCAGUGGAGCUCCAUGCGCUCCACAGGCUCAUGAAGCAGCACCUAGCUUUGAGAAGCAGCUUGAAGGAAGGGGCGAGGCCUCUUGCUAAGCCUUUAACUAUCAAUGACAAUGAUACUAUUGGCGAGGUUAGCGCGGAGAUCCACCUUCUAUCGUGCACGGAUAGUCUGUGAGGGAGGAUGAUCGCGCACGGUGAAUACGAUCAAAGAUACUUGAUGACAAAUAAACAUGUAAUUUUUUGGAUUAUUAAUCACCAUCUUUAAUUCUAUCUGUA
Messenger RNA from Ananas comosus (pineapple), 2053 nucleotides. Its product is annotated as wall-associated receptor kinase 2-like. Lineage: Eukaryota; Viridiplantae; Streptophyta; Magnoliopsida; Poales; Bromeliaceae. Gene Ontology annotation, molecular function: protein serine/threonine kinase activity; calcium ion binding; ATP binding. The record is from RefSeq and is a predicted model, not a curated record. Gene Ontology annotation, cellular component: plasma membrane. Bases 396 to 1952 code for a protein of 518 amino acids. The transcript has 3 exons. Gene Ontology annotation, biological process: cell surface receptor signaling pathway; protein phosphorylation.